Messenger RNA from Cucumis sativus (cucumber), 2728 nucleotides. RefSeq names its product pentatricopeptide repeat-containing protein At5g02830, chloroplastic. NCBI's taxonomy places the organism in Eukaryota, Viridiplantae, Streptophyta, Magnoliopsida, Cucurbitales, Cucurbitaceae. The record is from RefSeq and is a predicted model, not a curated record. The transcript is spliced from 12 exons. The coding region runs from base 48 to 2597 and encodes 849 amino acids. Gene Ontology annotation, molecular function: protein binding.
AAUGAACUGAAAAGUUCAGAACUUCGCUCGUUAACCGUUGGCUAAGAAUGCGAGUCUUCCUCAUCCUCGGCUCUUCCUCCGCUUCCAUUGCCGGACCUCGCCGCUACCGCCACAGCCACUGCAAAGCUCCCAAAUCGUCUCUAUCCAACCUAUCUCCUACCGGAACGCAUUUGCCGUUCUCUUCACACACCUCCACUCGCCAUUCCCCUCCAGCUCUUCUGUCCUCCGUUGAAUUGGACAUUGCCGGCGCCUCAUCCGGCGGAAGAAUUCCUAUCCAACACUAUGCCGGUGUCGCAUCGAAGCUCGCCGAGGGCGGGAAGCUUGAGGAUUUUGCAAUGGUGGUGGAAAGUGUGGUCGUCGCUGGUGUUGAGCCCUCGCAGUUCGGUGCGAUGUUGGCUGUUGAGCUUGUAGCGAAGGGGAUAUCGCGGUGUCUUAGAGAAGGAAAGGUAUGGAGUGUCGUGCAGGUCUUGAGGAAGGUCGAGGAGCUUGGGAUUUCGGUUUUGGAGCUUUGUGACGAGCCUGCCGUAGAAUCGCUGAGGAGAGAUUGUCGCCGUAUGGCCAAGUCUGGAGAAUUAGAAGAACUUGUCGAGUUGAUGGAGGUUCUUUCCGGUUUUGGUUUCUCAGUCAGAGAAAUGAUGAAGCCGUCCGAAGUAAUUAAACUGUGUGUUGAUUACCGUAAUCCUAAAAUGGCAAUUAGGUAUGCUAGCAUUUUACCACAUGCAGAUAUAUUGUUCUGUACAACUAUAAAUGAAUUUGGAAAGAAAAGGGACUUGAAAUCUGCUUACAUAGCAUAUACAGAAUCCAAGGCUAAUAUGAAUGGUUCUAAUAUGUACAUCUACCGCACAAUAAUUGAUGUGUGUGGUCUCUGUGGCGACUACAAGAAAUCGAGGAACAUCUAUCAGGAUUUGGUCAAUCAGAAUGUCAUCCCGAAUAUAUUCGUUUUCAACAGUCUCAUGAAUGUAAAUGCCCAUGAUUUGAACUACACAUUUCAACUAUACAAAAAUAUGCAGAAUCUUGGUGUACCAGCUGAUAUGGCCUCGUAUAAUAUCCUUCUCAAGGCCUGUUGUUUAGCAGGAAGAGUUGAUUUGGCUCAGGACAUUUACAGGGAAGUAAAGCAUUUGGAAACAACAGGUGUGUUGAAGUUGGAUGUCUUCACCUACAGCACAAUUGUAAAGGUUUUUGCAGAUGCAAAAUUGUGGAAAAUGGCACUUAGAGUCAAAGAAGACAUGCAAUCAGCUGGAGUCUCCCCAAAUAUGGUGACCUGGUCUUCGUUGAUAAGUUCAUGUGCUAAUUCGGGUCUUGUUGAGCUGGCUAUCCAAUUGUUUGAAGAGAUGGUUUCAGCAGGCUGUGAACCUAAUACUCAGUGUUGUAAUACCCUAUUACAUGCUUGUGUCGAAGGUCGCCAGUUUGAUAGAGCUUUUCGUCUAUUUCGCUCCUGGAAGGAGAAGGAACUCUGGGAUGGUAUAGAAAGAAAAAGUAGCACCGACAAUAAUUUGGAUGCAGAUUCAACAUCUCAAUUGUGUAAUACGAAAAUGCCUAAUGCUCCAUCUCAUGUACAUCAAAUCAGCUUUGUAGGGAAUUUUGCUUUUAAACCCACAAUUACAACAUAUAACAUUCUAAUGAAGGCUUGUGGUACUGAUUACUACCAUGCUAAAGCUUUGAUGGAGGAGAUGAAAAGUGUUGGACUUACGCCCAAUCACAUUAGCUGGUCAAUUUUGGUUGACAUAUGUGGACGAUCUCAUGAUGUGGAAAGCGCUGUACAGAUCUUGACAACUAUGCGAAUGGCCGGUGUCGAUCCUGAUGUUGUUGCAUACACGACAGCUAUCAAGGUUUGCGUUGAAGGUAAAAACUGGAAGCUGGCAUUUUCAUUAUUUGAAGAAAUGAAAAGAUUUGAGAUACAGCCAAAUUUAGUGACCUAUAGUACACUUCUCAGAGCCCGCAGUACGUAUGGUUCAUUACACGAAGUUCAGCAAUGCCUUGCUAUAUAUCAGGACAUGAGGAAAUCAGGGUUCAAAUCCAAUGAUCAUUAUCUCAAAGAGUUGAUUGCGGAGUGGUGUGAAGGAGUUAUACAGAAAAACAAUCAGCAGCCAGUUGAGAUAACUCCCUGCAACAAAAUUGACAUUGGGAAACCACGAUGUUUGAUUCUUGAAAAAGUUGCCGACCAUCUGCAGAAGAGCUUUGCCGAAAGCCUUACAAUUGAUCUUCAGGAGCUAACAAAGGUUGAAGCUCGAAUAGUUGUUCUUGCAGUUUUACGAAUGAUCAAGGAAAAUUAUGCAUUAGGAGAAUCAGUAAAAGAUGAUAUAUUCAUCAUCUUAGAAGUGAAUAAAGUUGAAACAGAUUUAGUUCCACAGAACUUCGAGGUGAGAGAUGCAAUAACCAGACUCUUGCAAGAUGAAUUAGGGCUUGAGGUUCUUCCUACAGGACCUACAAUUGCUCUUGAUAAAGUACCAAAUUCAGAAAGCUCAAAAAUUUCUCAUACAACAAAACUGAAGGGAACUAUGGGAAGGAAUAAGUACUUCACUAGGAAACCAGCAGAUGUACAGAGGCUAAAAGUCACCAAGAAAUCACUCCAAGAUUGGCUGCAAAGAAAUAGGUAAUAGUAGAAAAUGCAAAACUCCCACAAUGAUUUUUUGUUUAAGAUAUAACGAUGAUGUUCAAUAUCUUGUAAUUACUUUUCUUUUCCUGUAUAGCAGUAUAAGUAAUCUUACUCCAUGGUCUCUCUUGUAAA